Recurvomyces mirabilis is the source of this 1290-nucleotide messenger RNA. RefSeq lists its product as uncharacterized. The transcript is spliced from 2 exons. Bases 1 to 1290 code for a protein of 429 amino acids. The record is from RefSeq and is a predicted model, not a curated record. Lineage: Eukaryota; Fungi; Ascomycota; Dothideomycetes; Mycosphaerellales; Teratosphaeriaceae.
AUGAAGGGUCUACGGGAAUUCCAUAUGACUCCUCGCUUGAUCUGGAGGGACAUCAUGGCAAUGCUCGAAGAUUGUAGCGAGAUCCGCCUUCACAUAAACCUGUCGACUGCAGAUUUCAACUUGGACAUAUCCGAGCAGUGGCUCACCAGUCUUGCCGGCUGUCAAAUUCUAGCAUCAUUGACCGUGACUGCUGAGUACACGAAUGCCAAAGAGUGCUUAGCCGUCACUCGGCCACUCAAACAGAUCUGGCUAUCAUGCAAGAACCUGCGAACUCUAGCGAUCGAUAUUGACCUUCCUUCGUUCGGAUGUUGCAUCUACGACGAACCAAAUGAGUACUGCGGCUUCGGCUUUGUCGACAAAGAAGAGCCCACGCCACUCGAGGAGCUCAACAUCAUGAAUUAUCCAUGGGGACAACACGAGCGGGAGUAUUGGGCUUACCAUCUGGACUGGAAUAUGCUGAAGCGUGUAAAAUUUGGGUGCCGAGGGUUUGGAGCCAUCGUGGUUCCGCGUGCUCGUGCCCUCGAAGAGGUGAGCUUCGUCUGUAAGCACGAUUGGGGUCUCGUGGUCGACAAGACGCAAGAGUUCGAGACCAAGCUGCGUAGUGUGGCUGUGCCAUGUCUCGACAUACUGACAAUCGCCAAAGUACCUGGGCUCAGCCUACGAUUGCGGUUCUUGACCGUGCAUAGCUAUGAACAUACCGAGGCUUGGAAGUCUCUGGAAAAUGGAGGAGACGAUUCAUUCGACCGACUCGUCGAGCUUUGUCCGUUGCUCGAAACUUUAGAGAUCGAUAUGCACAGAGAUGGCUCUUGGCCCUAUGCAAAGCUUGAGAGACUGGCGGCCGGUCUUCCAAGGCUCAGGGACUUGUCGAUCUGGUUUGCACUGGGGAGAAGUGACGCUCUCGUUGAGCCCAAAGUGACUGUGGAGGUAGUAGCAGAGAUGUUCAUCCUCCUGAGGCGGCACUCUCGGGCCCUCGAAAAGGUCACGAUCCAUUCUGGCGCUCCAUCUCCAAUUGGACUGGGUUAUCCCACAGGGCGAGCGUUUUGGCCUGGGCAGAUGUCAUUGACGAUUGUCUGUGAAAUGGCGGAGCGUGAUGAUGAGAGAGCUGCGGGACGAUUCUACAUCUCCUGCGAGGAAUUGCCGGCUUGGCGUGUAAGAGACGAUCAGUUGCAGGAUCACGUUACACGAUUCAAGGAGGGAUCAGAGGAGGGUUUUGGAGCGUCCAGGAUGCUCAGACUUGCGGUCGAGGGACCUGUAUUGUAUGAUGAAAUGAACGAAGACUUGUAUAUGUAG